AAUCAGUUCUGCGCAGUGCUGCGUAUAAGCUAUUUUGUUGUUUUUUGUUGUAGAAAAUGUGAGAAAAUGAAGAUAAUGGGGGAUCUAUUUGUGAAUAUUUAAGCUACUGCCGCUUGACAUUCUAUCAGGGCUCUCUGCAGUUUACAUUUCUUUGAACAAUACUAUCUUUAUGGGAAAUGUGGUUAUCCUUGCGAAAACUACAACACCCAUGCGUACCAACUUCUUUAUCACGAGCAGAAAUCUGUGUUUACACAAUGUCCUCGUUAGAAAUACUCUUGAACAAGUAACGUUAUCUAAUUUUCAACAAGGUUUUUACCGGUAACUACAAACAUGAACACCAUUUUUGCAGUACUUCUUGUUUUUGUUGGGUGCUGCAGCAAUGUUGUGUUUCUGGAGCUACUUGUAAGGUCAGUUAUCAACUCUGAACUCAUUAACAACUAUUGACUGCACUAGACUAGGCUACUAGCUUCCAUGGUUAAAUUAGGUUCAAUCUUUAGAGUAUUUCUGCAUUCUUUGGUUGUAUAGCUAAGAUGCUGUUGUGCUUACAUUACAGUAAUCUAUUAUGUAGGCUAGCAUAUUUCCUAAUAAUUGAUGCUAUUCAUGCACACUUUUAUGCAUUAUUCUACUCCCAGAGAGUUCCCAGGAUGUGGCAACAUUGUGACCUUUGCUCAAUUUGCCUUCAUUGCAUUGGAGGGAUUCAUCUUCGAGACGAACUUUGGAAGAAAGAAACCAGCCAUCCCCAUGAGGUAGCCUAAUGUCUGAGAAUGUAGCUACAGUGAUGGAAUUAUUGAGCUGUCUGUCUAUCUAUAAUUGUGUUGUCUGUCUGUCUGCGUGUCAGUCUGUUGGUCCGUCUGUCCGUUUGUCUGUCUAUCAGGGAUGAGAUGAGAAGCACAGUUUUAAUUCAACCUUUGUGUUUAUUUCUUCUUUAUAGCAACUAUGUGAUCAUGGUAACCAUGUUCUUCACUGUCAGUGUGAUCAACAACUAUGCCCUCAACUUCAAUAUCGCUAUGCCUCUGCACAUGAUCUUCAGAUCUGUAAGUAUAUCAAUUUCCUUAUAGCUUAACUUUAACUUAAUAUCUGAUGCCUCAUACCACCUAUUACCAUCUAAAACCUCUUCUUGGUUGACUAAUUGUGUGCUUUGUGUGUUAUAUCUCCACAGGGAUCAUUAAUAGCUAACAUGAUCCUGGGUAUAAUAAUUCUGAAGAAAAGGUAUACAUCCCUGCCUAAUAUCUCUUGACUUGGCAGUCUUUAUAUACCCCAACCCCCCCUCUCUCGCGUCACAAACCCUUUAUACUCGUUUAACAUGUUAGAAUGUAGAUGUUGCUAAAAAGACACCUUAGAACCAUUAUUUUGAUAGAUGAAUGGUUUGCUCUUCAGUUGUAUUAUGUGUUGCAUUCUGGGAAUGCGUUGCUGCUUUUGUCACUAUUUUGCAUGCACAGACUGCUGUUAUAAUUGUGAUCUUAUAGCUUAAGUAAAACAUCUGGUUAUCCAAACUCUGAUAGGGAGGUUCUAAAACCAUGUACUGCAUCUUUCCCCUGCAGGUAUUCAAUGAGUAAAUAUCUCUCCAUAGCGAUGGUGUCUCUGGGUAUCUUCAUAUGCACCAUUAUGUCCGCCAGACAAGUGGUGAGUUCCUCAAUAACAUGUUUCUGUUCAACCACACACUUUUCUUCCUUAUAAUGUGCAUUGUGGGUCGCAGCUUCACAGUUGUCUUGUAGCAGAGUUGUUAAAAACAUUGUUACACAGUUGCUACACUUUGUUACACACCUACAGUACAUGUUCAUGGUGUACAGUGAGAUCUUUAACUCAACACAGAACAACUUAAUAAGUUAUGCUGUGCUAUUUAGUGAACUCUGUUUUUCCUUGUGCAGAACACAGGGGCCGAGGGCUCAGAGGAACAAGAUGUUUAUGCCUUCCUGCAUUGGCUGUUAGGUAAGUUUGCCAUGGACUGUUGGGUGUGUAUAGGAAUGAUUUGACUGAGUCAUCACUCCCGCUCAGCCAGAAGUCUUUGUUGACGACACAUUUUUGAUAAAGAGAUCGUUACCUGAGCCCAGACAAGUUGGGACUACCUUUUAACUGAGAACUGGCCACUUAUUGUUUCUGUUGUUGACAAAGGCUUGAGAUAAGCAUGCACAACUCUUUGACUAUUACAUAAAUAAACCACACAUUCAUGUCAAUGGGAAAUGACUUGACUUGCACAAAUUCUAUUUCCGCCUGCAGAUCUCAAGAAUUCCGCCCCUGGUGCAUUACCUAUCCCAUUCCCUGGUGCAUUACCUAUCCCAUUCCCUGGUGCAUUACCUAUCCCAUUCCCUGGUGCAUUACCUAUCCCAUUCCCUGGUGCAUGACCUAUCCCAUUCCCUGGUGCAUUACCUAUCCCAUUCCCUGGUGCAUUACCUAUCCCAUUCCCUGGUGCAUUACCUAUCCCAUUCCCUAUUUAAUUUUAACAUGCUAGCUGAUCCCGAAGACUUCCAGGCAUUGCGCUAACACUAGUUGGCAUUGGUUCGUGAAACAACCUCUAAUUUCCUUCAUACUGAGCGCAGAUACAUAAAAAUGGUAUCCACAAGUUCAUCUGACUCUGGGGAGACAAGCUAAACAAAGCAAACUUCCUUCAGUGUUUGAAAAGAAAUGGAACCCACUCAGCCCCAGCCUGAUGUGCUCUCUCUCUCUCUCUCUCUCUCUCUCUCUCUCUCUCUCUCUCUCUCUCUCUCUCUCUCUCUCUCUCUCUCUCUCUCUCUGGUAUCAGUAACUCAACCAUGAUCCACCUGAUUUUCUGACCUAGGUUUGUUGUUAUUCUAGGGAUCGCCAUGUUGACCUUUGCUCUGCUCAUGUCUGCGAGAAUGGGCAUCUUUCAGGAGACCCUGUACAAGCAGUAUGGCAAACACUCCAAGGAGGCUCUCUUCUACAAUGUGAGUGUCAACUAGGGACGAGAUGAUACCAGUAUCGCGAUACUCUUUACUAAUGUGGCAAGGAAACAAAACGCAAAGUGGAUUUAACUUCUUUAGGAAAAUAGCCCUAAUGUUGUCAUCCAGAGUCACAUUUUAUUGAUUUUUUCAAGCUAUAGCACACAAUAUUUUACAUACAACAAGAUUUUAAAGAACCAAUGAGUUUCGUCUGCUUCGUGUUUUCAUUUUUACAAUGAAAAAAAUAUUGCAGUGCUGGUAUCAUCACAGCCCUAGUGUCAACCCCAAACUUCUGUAUGCAAUGCAUUUCAUACCUAACAGAUGCCGUACACUUCUUCAGGCAAAGUAACUAACAAAUGUGAUUGUCAUGUAUCCCCUGGCAAUGGAGAUUAAAAAGCUUUGCUUCUCUCACAUAAUGCUCCACCAUACAAUAGUACAAAGCUUAAUCCUUAACAUUUGCUGCAAAAAGAGUUGCUGCAUUUUCAGUGUUUUGUCUGCAUUGCUUGAUUUGUACUGUACCUUUAUGUAUGUCUAUUCUCUGUGUAUUUAGUUUCCUGGACACAGAUGAAGCUUAGUCCUGGACCAAAAAACACUUUCAAUGGAGAUUCUCUUUUGAGAAUGUUUUCUAGUUUAAGACUAGGCUUCAUCUGUGUCUGGGAAACUGGCCCAUAAUCUCUGCCAUUGUAAUAUGUUUUGUUGUUGCCCUCUCAGCACUGCUUGCCUCUUCCUGGGUUCCUGCUGCUGUCCUCAGAUAUCUACAAACAUUGUGUCCUCUUCAGUCAAAGCAGUGAGUUAAAACACAGUCAAAGAUUUGAAUGAAACAUGUCAAAGUAUCCUGAUUUCUUUAUGUAUUUCUAUCCCAGUUGGAGGAUUCUCUUCCUGCUUAUUCCUUCAUGAUUCCAGAAAUCCUCUGGGAUUUCAGAAAAACCUGGAAAAUUAACCAAAUUUUACAACUCGUUCAGUGUAGUGAAAGGACUUCAAACCUCAAUAAUCUAAGGUUAAGUUUGUUGUUGUCGUCUUUGCUGACUGACGUAAUUUACGCUUUGUUGAAUCUACACUGAACAAAAAUAUAAAUGCAACACGUAAAGUGUGGGUCCCAUGUUUUAUGAGCUGAAAUAAAAGAUCCCAGAAAUUUUCCAUACGCACAAAAAGCUUAUUUCUCUCAUUGUGUGCACAAAUUUGUUUAUAUCCCUCUUAGUGAGCAUUUCUCAUUUGCCAAGAUAAUCCAUCCACCUGACAGGUGUGGCAUAUCAAGAAGCUGAUUAAGCAGCAUGAUCAUUACACAGGUGCACCUUGUGCUGGGGACAAUAAAAGGCCACUCUAAAAUGUGCAGUUCUGUCACACAGCACAACACAAUGCCACAGAUGUCUCAAGUUUUGAGGGAGCGUGUAAUUGGAAUGCUGACUGCAGGAAUGUACACCAGAGCUGUGCCAGAGAAUUUGGCAGUACGUCCAGCCGGCCUCACAACCGCAGACCACAUGUAACCACACCAGCCCAGGACCUCCACAUCUGGCUUCUUCACUUGCGGGAUCAAGCCCCCUGGACAGCUGAUGAAACUGUGGGUUUGCACAACUGAAUAAUUUCUGCACAAACUGUCAGAAACCGUCUCAGGGAAGCUCAUCUGAGUGCUCGUCGUCCUCACCAGGGUCUUGACCUGACUGCAGUUCGGCGUCGUGACUGACUUCAGUGAGCAAAUGCUCACUUUCGAUGGCCACUGGCACGCUGGAGAAGUGUGCUCUUCACGGAUGAGUCCUGGUUUCAACUGUACCGGGUGUCGUAUGGGCGAGCGGUUUGCCCCAUGGUGGCGGUGGGGUUAUGGUAUGGGCAAGCAUAAGCUACGGACAACGAACACAAUUGCAUUUUAUUGAUGGCAAUUUGAAUGCACAGAGAUAGCGUGACGAGAUCCUGAGGCCCAUUGUCGUGCCAUUCAUCCACGGCCAUCACCUCAUGUUUCAGCAUGAAAAUGCACGGCCCCAUGUCGCAAGGAUCUGUACACAAUUCCUGGAAGUUGAAAAUGUCCCAGUUCUUCCAUAGCCUGCAUACUCACCAGACAUGUCACCCAUUGAGCAUGUUUGAGAUGCUCUGGAUCGAUGUGUGCGACAGCGUGUUCCAGUUCCCGCCAAUAUCCAGCAACUUCGCACAGCCAUUGAAGAGGAGUGGGACAACAUUCCACAAGCCACAAUCAACAGCCUGAUCAACUCUAUGCGAAGGAGAUGUCGCGCUGCAUGAGGCAAAUGGUGGUCACACCAGAUACUGACUGGUUUUCUGAUCCACGCCCGUACCCUUUUUUUAAAGGUAUCUGUGACCAACAGAUGCAUAUCUGUAUUCCCAGUCAUGUGAAAUCCAUAGAUUAGGGUCGAAUGAAUUUAUUUAAAUUGACUGAUUUCCUUAUAUGAACUGUAACUCAGUUAAAUCGUUGAAAUUGUUGCAUGUUGCGUUUUAUACUUUUGUUCAGUGUACUGUGUAUAUACACUACCGUUCAAAAGUUUGGGGUCACUUAGAAAUGUCCCUGUUUUCGAAAGAAAAGCUUUUUUUUUGUCCAUUAAAAUAACAUAAAAUUGAGCAGAAAUACAGUGUAGACAUUGUUAAUGUUGUAAAUGGCUAUUGUAGCUGGAAACGGCUGAUUUUUAAUGGAAUAUCUACAUAAGCGUACAGAGGCCCAUUAUCAGCAACCAUCAGUCCUGUGUUCCAAUGGCACGUUGUGUUUGCUAAUCCAAGUUUAUCAUUUUAAAAGGCUAAUUGAUCAUUAGAAAACCCUUUUGCAAUUAUGUUAAGCACAGCUGAAAACUGUUGUGCUGAUUUAAAGAAGCAAUAAAACUUGCCUUCUUGAGACUAGUUGAGUAUCUGGAGCAUCAGCAAUUGUGGGUUCGAUUACAGGCUCAAAAUGGCCAGAAACAAAUAACUUUCUUCUGAAACUCGUCAGUCUACUCUUGUUCUGAGAAAUGAAGGAUAUUCCAUGCGAGAACUUGCCAAGAAACUGAAGAUCUCGUACAACGCUAUGUAGUACUCCCUUCACAGAACAGCGCAAACUGGCUCUAACCAGAAUAGAAAGAGGAGUGGGAGGCCCCGGUGCACAACUGAGCAAGAGGACAAAUACAUUAGUGUCUAGUUUGAGAAACAGACAACUCACAGGUUCUCAACUGGCAGCUUCAUUAAAUAGUACCCGCAAAACACCAGUCUCAACGUCAACAGUACUGAACUGUAAGUCGCUCUGGAUAAGAGCGUCUGCUAAAUGACUAAAAUGUAAAUGUAAAAUGAAGAGGCGACUCCGGGAUGCUGACCUUCUAGGCAGAGUUGCAAAGAAAAAGUAAUAUCUCAGACUGCCCAUCUUAAUCUUUUCUUUUUAUUGGCCAGUCUGAGAUAUGGCUUUUUCUUUGCAACUCUGCCUAGAAGGUCAGCAUCCCGGAGUUGCCUCUUCACUGUUGCCAAGAGUGUGCAAAGCUGUCAUCAAGGCAAAGGGUGGCUAUUUGAAGAAUCUCAAAUAUAAAAGAUAUCUUGAUUUGUUUAACACUUUUUUUGGUUACUACAUGAUUCCAUAUGUGUUAUUUCAUAGUUUUGAUGUCUUCACUAUUAUUCUACAGUGUAGAAAAUAGUAAGAAAUUAAGAAAAACCCUUGAAUUAGUAGGUGUGUCCAAACGUUUGACUGGUACUGUAUAUAAUAGUAAAGAAGUGACUUUACAUGUUAUGUCUGUUGGUGUCUGUCUUUCUUGUAAUCUUAUAUUGAGUUAUUGUCCUCUUGUUGUCUUGUUGUUCUCUUGUUGUCUUCUUGUCUUCUUGUUGUUCUUUUGUUGUCGUCUUGUUGUUCUCUUGUUGUCGUCUUGUUGUCCUGUAGCCUAAAUGUCAUUUGUCUUCCAGCUCCUGUAGAGAUUACUGUGAUUGGCCAGGCUGUUCCAGUGAUGUGGCUAUACCUACUGGUUAACGUAAUCACACAGUAUCCUUUUUAUAAUACUUUCACAGUAUUGUUGCAAUUGUUGAAUUGGUUUUUAAGGUAGACCUAAAGACUAAACAUAAUCGGCAGUAACAAAUUAUAAAUACAACAUCAUGGACAAAAAUCUCAGAAAAGUGUGUCGUCACUCACGUCACUCCCCCCCACAAUACUCUUAGUUUAAUAAGAUUAGUGUAGAGACCUGUUUUUAUACAACUGUAAGAACAACACACUAUUGCUGACCUCUCUGCAUACUAGAAGACUGUGAACAUUCACCUUAAAAAUGUAAGAUUGUACAUAGCACUCAUGCAAGGAUGUAGAAGAGCCCAUCAAAAAAAAUGCAUAUACAUUUUUUAUUAAACACAUAACAUCAUCACCCUCUUGCAGUCCUUCACCUUCUCCUCAGAUACGUGUGUAUCCGCGGCGUGUUCAUCCUGACCACAGAGUGUGCCUCUCUCACCGUGACCCUGGUGGUCACACUGAGGAAGUUCAUCAGCCUCAUCAUCUCCAUUCUCUACUUCAAGAACCCCUUUACCGCCUGGCACUGGGUGGGCACUGCCGUUGUCUUCCUGGGCACCCUGAUCUACACAGAGGUCUGGACUAGCGUCCGCAUGGCACUGAGAGGAAAAGAAGAGCUGAAAGAGAAGAAGGCGGAGUGAUACGCAGCACCGACGUAUCACUCAAUGACUCUUUUUUUUUUCACUUAAUCUUUCCUCAAUUCCUUGCAUC
This is a messenger RNA of Coregonus sp. 'balchen', 7551 nucleotides long. The record is from the annotation of a GenBank genome assembly. NCBI's taxonomy places the organism in Eukaryota, Metazoa, Chordata, Actinopteri, Salmoniformes, Salmonidae.